Pseudoliparis swirei is the source of this 1385-nucleotide messenger RNA. RefSeq names its product ABI family, member 3b (gene abi3b). Lineage: Eukaryota; Metazoa; Chordata; Actinopteri; Perciformes; Liparidae. Gene Ontology annotation, cellular component: lamellipodium. The record is from RefSeq and is a predicted model, not a curated record. The transcript is spliced from 6 exons. Gene Ontology annotation, molecular function: SH3 domain binding. The coding region runs from base 45 to 1250 and encodes 401 amino acids.
AUUAUUAUAAUAUAUAUAAAUAAGGUGCACCGUGGAUCUGUUGAAUGGCUACCCCUCAUGCAGCCAGCCCUGCCCUGCAGACCAGCUGCUCUCGAAAUCUUUCCCCUCCGGAGGCGCCGGCCGCCAGGAAGGACCUGGUGGAGAACCACAGCAACCUCCUGCGCGUCGCGGACUACUGCGAGCACAACUUCCUCCAGGCGGAGGACUCCACCAAGGCGGUGGAGGAAGCCAAGGGCUUGGCUGCCCAGGCUCUGGCCAGUGUGUCGUACCAGAUCAACAGCCUGGCCACCAACGUGCUGAGGCUGCUGGACUCCCAGGCCAUGCAGAUCACCGACAUGGCGUCCUCGGUCAACCUGCUGUCACUGGCGGCCGCCAUCCACUGCGAGACGGUAGCCAGGAGAGAGAUCGGCGCUUUCACGACUCCCAAAAACAGGAGCCGCUGCAAGCCGGUGACCCCGCCGGCUUCGGGCAAGGAGGCCGAGAGCGGCUACACCAGAGUGCCCAUAUCCUACUCCGUCCUGGACUCCACCGGACACUGUUUUGCGUUCACCGAGCAGCCGCCCAGAGAGAGAGCGGACACCACAGAGAGCGUACAGCCGGCCGCAGACUACCUGGUAUCCAGUCUGGGCAUUGCUGUGCCUCCACCCUCAGUCCCCACCUUGCGUACUGCCUCCCACCCCGUGGACCACGGCCCGCCUCCCCCGCCUGCCGAUUUGGACCUUGAUAUGCCCUCCCCUCCUCCACCACCACCUCCGUCUUCCUACAUGGACGACGGCCUCCCCCCACCGCCGUCCUUCUCGGCCUCGCCCACGGGUCUGCCCCCACCUCCCCCUCCGCCGCCAACCUCUCUGUCAAAUGGCUCCUACCCGCCUCCGCCUCCUCCGAUAUCGGGAGCUGCAUCCCCUCCUCCACCACCACCACCCCUUCAAACUGGCACCUUUGGUAUGGCCCCACCACCACCACCACCACCUCCUCCAGUAUCAGGAGCUGCAUUCCCUCCACCUCCACCACCGCCCCUUCACACUGGCACCUUUGGUAUGGCCCCACCACCACCACCACCUCCUCCAGUAUCAGGAGCUGCAUUCCCUCCACCUCCACCACCGCCCCUUCACACUGGCACCUUUGGUAUGGCCCCACCACCACCACCUCCUCCAGUAUCAGGAGCUGCAUCCCCUCCUCCUCCACCACCACCGCCCCCUCACACUGGCACCUCUGGUAUGGUGCCUCCACCCCACCCUCUCCUACGCUAGUGAACAUGAUGUUUUGGGAUGAUUUUUGUUCUAACUGCUGUGUUUCGCCAUCAGACGUGUAAAACAUGGAAAUAUCUUCGGCCCGAGAUCAAAGUUGAGCGUUAAUAAUAAAAAUAAAAACCUUGGUAAAAUGUU